GUCAUACACCCUGUUUACCAGACUUACAUGGAAAAACAUUUGAAGGUGGCCGCAGAACAAGCAGCACAGCAAGCAAUCUCAAGCACUCUCUCUAAUGGGAAACUGAAGUCUUCGUGAUCUUUCACACUUGUCAUCACUAGAAUACAUUGACAAUUACUAACUUAAUUUAAUCUGAAGUAAACUUUUCUUUCAUAACCUAGGAAAUACUGGAAAUGAUAACCAACAAUAAUAUUUGUGAUAGUAAAAAUAGAGAAGGCCCUAUCCAUUAAUAAUAUUCUCAUUAUUUUUACACUGCUUUUGUUUUUUCUAUUUAUGUUCAUGUAUAUUACAUAUUUUAAACAUGCUUGCUGCUCAUAUUGGUGAUUUUAGAUGAUUUGGUUCUAAAGACCAUUUGAGUUGCCCCUGAAUAAUGUGUGUGUGUGUUUGUGUGAAGGAAUAUUUUAGCAUUGAUGCUUUGAGCUAGUCUUUGGAAGUUCUCUUUUGUGCUAAGAUUCUUGUCCAGCAGGAUCAUAACCAGACAUCAUUUUUCCUUUCAAGUGCCAAAUAUCUUUCAGAAUAGUGCAAAGUGUUCUUUUUUCCUUAUUGGUCAGUUUUUAUGUUGAUAUAAAUCACGUUUUUUUCUCUCUUUUUUAUUGAAAUGAUUAUUGGGAAGAAAGGAAGCACAAACUUUUUACUGCAUACAUUUUUACAAGGCUUAGAAACAUGUUGCUGCUUGUUGAUUAUUGAAUGAACACAUUUAGUUGGGCAAGUCUUAGUAAUAAUUUAUUUUGGCAUAUAUGUAUAUCAAUAGUAAAAGUCAUCAUUUGGGUGAGUGCUGGACAUGUUCUGUAUGCAGUUAUCAAGCAUAGUGCACUCCAUAAUAGGAGCUGUAGAUGAAUUCUGCCUGUUUCAAAUAUUUUAUGAUAAUGUUUUUCAAAAUUUGCAAAUGCCAAACUUACAUUGUGAACAUUGUAUAUGAGGAAAGGUAACUAUCUAAGUUUGUUAAUCUUAAAUUGAUCUUUUGAUAAUUUGAAAUUCUAGAAUGGUCACAUUUAUUUUGUAGGUUGCCUAUUAGUAAUCAGUUGAAGGAAGAGUAAAUUAGAAUUUUGGGAGAACAGAAGUUGUCUGUGGUAUGCUUGUAAGGGAAAAAAAAUACUGUUUGUUUUAUCUUCAAUUAGUAUUACAUGGCAGCAAGCUGUGCCAAUGGUUUAUGAGUUAAUGUAUUAUGCUUACAUAAGACCCAUGAAAAAUUUUAAUAUUCCUUUUUUUUUUCUUGUAUUCUUGUAUUUUAUGGCUGGUACUGUACACUUGCCUAUCCUUACAAUAUUCCUCCUAAAAUGUAUUAAUAAAAAGAAGGAAAAUUUUUUGUUCAUGGAAGUUUCAUCAUAAAUAUAUAUUUAAAAAUCUGACAAAUAUAUUAUAUCCAUAUUUAGUGUUUUGUCUCUGAAGGGUUAAUUUUUGUAUGGAAAGUGUUUUAUGUGCAUGUGCAGUUAGUUGGAAUUUUCUUAAUAGUGUGUGUUGUAGAUAUUGAUCCACUAACAUUGUACAUAUAUAAAUGUUGUAUAGAUUAAAGUAAUUGAUUGUUAUAACAUUGCAAAGUCAGGUGUUGCAUGGCCAAAGUAACUGCAUGGAACUUUGUAAUAAAAUCAAUAUUUUAAAAGAAAAAAAUGCCAUGCUGCAGUACACAAGAGCUGUUGCAGGUGCAGUCUAUUUUGGUGCAUUGGUCAUUAAUGACCAUGUCCAUCAUACUUGGACACUCAUUGACUGUUGCUUAUGUUGUUGAAAAUGGACGUGGUAUUUUAAAAACUGAAAGAGGACAAGGAAAUUUAAAUAUUUUGUUCUUUUCCCAGGAAGGAUUGCCAAAUGAGUGUGCAAUAUGAUAUUGGUUGUUCAAAGUUUACAUAACCAUUUAGCCAAAAGAUAUGGUUUUAAACACCAUCAAGCAAAGCUGAGGUGGAAAUUAACAAAUAAAUCAAUACCAUUAAAUUUUAACUGUAUUGUGUAGAUUUUUUCUAGAACUUGAGAUUUUGUGAUUGUGUAGUUACUCAUCUUUUUAUAAUUCAUAUAUACUACUAUUUGGUAAUCUUUUUUAUCAGAAGCCAAAUGAAUUCCCAUUGUAUUUCCAUGCCUGAAAAAUAUAAACAAUGAUCUUCCUUAAAUAUUGCAUUCAAGUAUAGUCAUGUAUUGUUGAAUGUUACAGUUACAGAAAGUAAGAUAUUUUUUUGUCAAUUUAUUUUUACCCUGAGUCCUUCACAAUGGUUUGAUCUUUACUUAUCUUUACAACAUUGCAUGCUUGGGUAAUAAUAUUGUUUGUUUUGUAAUUGUUUCUCUAAACUUCUUUCAUUUAAAAUGCCACAGGUAAUGUUAUAAUAUAAGCUACCAAUAUUGGCAGAUCUCAUGUGGUCUGCCAAAAGUGCCUUGCCAUCUCCAGGAGGAUUGUUUGUUGAAAGUAGCUAAUAUAUAUUUCUGUUGUACAAGAUGAUCCACCUUCUCACAGACAACAAUUCUACACUUCUGUAAUAUGCAGUUUAAUAAAUCCUCAGAUACACUUGCCUGAAUCAUUGCUCAGAGCUUUAGUAUUGGUGACUUGUGAAAGAUGGAUGGUCUCUAAGUUUCAUUUAGUAUGGUUCUAAAUUUUGGAUAUUUUUGUGUUAAUAAAGUUUAUACAGACUUC
Molecule: messenger RNA, 2653 nt
Organism: Penaeus vannamei (Pacific white shrimp)
Lineage: Eukaryota; Metazoa; Arthropoda; Malacostraca; Decapoda; Penaeidae
Source: RefSeq, a predicted model, not a curated record